Scleropages formosus (Asian bonytongue) is the source of this 959-nucleotide messenger RNA. RefSeq names its product germ cell-specific gene 1-like protein. The transcript is spliced from 5 exons. Lineage: Eukaryota; Metazoa; Chordata; Actinopteri; Osteoglossiformes; Osteoglossidae. Gene Ontology annotation, cellular component: plasma membrane. The coding region runs from base 57 to 959 and encodes 300 amino acids. The record is from RefSeq and is a predicted model, not a curated record.
AUUCACGUUGCAUUGAUGAGCUGUUUCCGCUCCGAUCGGCCCGCCCGCCGCAGACAAUGAAGAGCAGCAGAAAAGGCAGGGCGCUGCUGUCGGUGGCUCUCAACCUGGUGGCUCUCUUCUUCUCCACCACGGCGUUCAUCACGACCUACUGGUGCGAGGGCACGCAGCGCGUCCCCAAGCCCAACUGCAGCAAGCAGCGGCUGCACAACUGCAUCAACUACGGCGUGAACGAGACGGACCAGAGCAAAGUGCACUACAGCUGGGAGACCGGCGACGACCGCUUCCUCUUCAGGCACUUCCACACGGGAAUAUGGUACUCGUGCGAGGAGGACAUCAACGGGCAAGGUGAAAACUGCAGAAGCUUUAUUGAUCUGGCUCCAGCAUCAGAGAGGGGUGUUCUUUGGCUGUCUGUGGUUUCCGAGGUGCUAUACAUCAUGCUGCUGGUCGUUGGCUUCAGCCUAAUGUGCCUGGAACUCUUCCACUCAAGCAAUGUGAUAGAUGGGCUCAAGCUGAACGCCUUCGCUGCGGUCUUUACCGUGCUCUCAGGACUCCUGGGGAUGGUGGCCCACAUGAUGUACACACAGGUCUUCCAAGUUACCGUUAGCCUUGGCCCAGAGGACUGGAGACCAUACUCAUGGGACUAUGGCUGGUCUUUCUGCUUGGCUUGGGGCUCCUUCACCUGCUGCAUGGCUGCCUCUGUCACCACCCUCAACUCCUACACAAAGACUGUCAUCGAGUUCAGGCACAAGCGCAAGCUGCUUGAGCAAGGCCUCCGCGAGGAGCAGACCAUCAUCGAUCCGGAGGCUUUCGGUUACUUCCGGGAAACAUCUCUGCAGUCAAUCUCUGGCUCUGUGGAGGUGUUCCCCAGGCAGGGCGGCGGUGGGGGCAAAGCGCUCGGGCCUGGGGCGGCGGCAGACCUGGGCGAGAUCCCGGAGUCGAUGGGCGAGGAACAGUGCUGA